Penicillium pulvis is the source of this 1245-nucleotide messenger RNA. RefSeq lists its product as uncharacterized. NCBI's taxonomy places the organism in Eukaryota, Fungi, Ascomycota, Eurotiomycetes, Eurotiales, Aspergillaceae. The transcript has a single exon. The coding region runs from base 1 to 1245 and encodes 414 amino acids. The record is from RefSeq and is a predicted model, not a curated record.
AUGACCCCGAAACUGGAGCGCGUUCUCAACACAAGCUUCUUCUGCUUCAUCGCCCUCAUCCUCUUCUGUCUGAUACUCCUUACCCCGGCAGACGCCAUCUACCAAUGCUGGGAGACCAACCAGCUCACCGAUAUCUUCUUCAUAACCGGCGCCUAUGUCAUCACCUUUAUUCUUGCCGUCCUCAUCUACUCGACCCGAAUAUACACAAACAGAAGUACCUUGGCUGGUAUCCCGAAAGCAUGGAUCCCCGUGGAGAAGGAAGACGUUAGCAAGAGCGUCCGCCGCAUGGUGAAAGAGGGACUUGCUCGUAGCGCAGUUGUCGCAUACCAAGCUCGACCGCGAGAUACCUCAGGAGAAGUAGACAGCUUUCAGAAUUACGAGCCUCUUCUGAUCGACCCCAAGCGGCCGCCAUGGGGCCGUGUGGAGCACCCCGGCUGGUCGUCGCCCGCUUCACCUGACUUGCCGGACUUGCCCUACCGAACCGUUAUUCGGGAAUUACCCAACUUGAUCGAAGCGAAAGCAGUUUCACUGGCGCCUUCCGAUACUCUCUCUGCUGCACCAGAUGCCUUUGGCCCGGUCGACGACCUGGACCCUCAGUAUCUACCAGAUAUGCGUGUAGUGGAAGAGCUACGGCGACCAGCUUCAAUGGGAUUACGGCAAUACAUCCGCCAUCUCACGUCCUUGGGAGCUAUUGAACCCCCGGAACUCGGCCCUAAUUUUCUUGCACUCUACGAACGGGCUCGUUUCUCCUCCCAUCAGCUCCACGAGUCCGAGUUUCGUGACUUGAUGCACUUGUUUGCGGAGAUCCUCAGAGGCAUGACAUCCCUUGCUACUCCUAUCAUGGAUGAAAUCCGCGACAGCGUGAGCUAUCGCCGUGCAGAUAGCGAGUCAAUGAUUGGGCCAUCGGACGAGGAGGGGGAGACGGAUACCGUGGACCAUUACGGGUACGAUGGUACAUUCACACCGAUGCGGAGUAACAGCCUCCGGCCUUCUAAUACAUCAACUUGGGAGACCCAAUCGGGGUACGAUACUGCGCCAGGGGUACAGAGCCCAUACUCUGGGGUGUCACAGGAGAGCGGGUCUUAUUUGGGGCGGGGACUCCGCACCCCGUCGACUCGAUCACUGCGACGUUUGCCCUCCGGACAAUCCGGCAGUUCUGGAGGAAGUGUGAUUCGGCUGUCGCAGCCACAGGAUCGGGGCAAUCUACCGUAUACAAUCACCUAUGCUGGUCGUAGGGAUAUUUGA